Bradysia coprophila is the source of this 512-nucleotide messenger RNA. RefSeq lists its product as uncharacterized. The record is from RefSeq and is a predicted model, not a curated record. Lineage: Eukaryota; Metazoa; Arthropoda; Insecta; Diptera; Sciaridae.
GACUCUUUCACACAGCGUACCAUGUAACAAUAAUUCUAUGAAUUUUACGCCUCAACACUAUAACCGAACAUUGCGCGUGGUUUCUUUUUUGUUUGUUUCUCACAAUAGUUAAAAAUUGUAAAUUCCGAAUGGACACAGCGACACAACGUUGCCUUACAGGUGACGUAGGGCAGGUUUUAGAGUUUAAGAAAAAUCAUCCGGACGCUUUCUACGAAGUUUUUGCAAAGAUUUUUAAAGUUACCACAAAGGAACAUCAAAGAAUUCUGCUACUCCGAAACGAUUCGGGACCGAUACUGCAAGCGAUAUUUUCAGAAAUCGAUGUCAAAAUGGAUGAUCUUAAACCGGGUGAUUCAGUGCGUGCCGUCGGGAAGUUUAAGAACCACAGCUUCCUGAAUAUUUUCAAAAUUCGAAAUGUGUCCGACGAUAAUGCCUCGUAUGUACGGCGCUUAAGUUCGAUUGGAAGUUUUGCUUUAAAGAAAUCUAAGAAAUAAUUUGUUUUCGUUAACAAAUAA